Ictidomys tridecemlineatus (thirteen-lined ground squirrel) is the source of this 4478-nucleotide messenger RNA. RefSeq names its product transmembrane channel like 3 (gene Tmc3). Gene Ontology annotation, cellular component: plasma membrane. NCBI's taxonomy places the organism in Eukaryota, Metazoa, Chordata, Mammalia, Rodentia, Sciuridae. Gene Ontology annotation, molecular function: mechanosensitive monoatomic ion channel activity. The record is from RefSeq and is a predicted model, not a curated record.
CCUGCUCCUGAGAAGGGGAGGACAGAGCAACUCUGCAGUUCCUGUUUAGAAACCUCCAGUUGCAACAGACCCUUGCCUGCCAGCUUCCUAGCUCCCUGGCUGACAUCAGGGAUCACAGGCAGCAGGUCUGUUCCCAUGAAAGCCUCAAGGGCAUCCCAGCGCUACAGAAGCAUCAGGAGAAAUGCCAGCCAGCACUACCUCUACCAGGAGUCCCUGCUGCUCAGUAACUUGGAUGACAGCUUUAAUGCUGAUGAAACAGGGGACAGCAAUGAUCCGGAACAAAUCUUCCAGAAUAUACAGUUCCAGAAAGAUCUCAUGGCAAAUAUUCGCUGCAGGCCCUGGACCAUGGGACAAAAGCUAAAAGCACUGAGACGCGCAAAGGAGAUUGUGCUAAAAUUUGAAGGGAGGCUGACCAGGACCCGAGGCUACCAAGCAGCAGGUGCAGAGCUCUGGAGGAAAUUUGCUCGUCUUGCCUGUAACUUUGUGGUCAUCUUCAUUCCCUGGGAAAUGAGGAUAAAGAAAAUUGAAAGUCAUUUUGGAUCAGGUGUGGCCUCCUAUUUCAUAUUCUUGAGAUGGUUAUUUGGAAUUAAUAUUGUGCUCACAAUAAUGACAGGUGCUUUUAUUGUCGUCCCAGAGCUGAUCGCAGGCCAGCCCUUUGGAAGCACAGCCAGCAAGAGCAUCCCCCGGGAGCAUGUUGCAUCUGCCCAAGACCUGGAUACCGUCUGGUCCCUGGGGGGCUACCUCCAGUACUCAGUUCUCUUCUAUGGCUAUUAUGGCCGGGAGAGGAGGAUCGGGAGAGCAGGCUACCGGCUGCCCUUGGCGUAUUUCCUGGUGGGGAUGGCAGUGUUUGCUUACAGCUUCAUCAUUCUUUUAAAAAAGAUGGCCAAAAACUCCCGCACAAGCCUUGCUAGUGCUUCCAAUGAAAACUACACCUUCUGCUGGCGUGUGUUCUGCGCCUGGGAUUACCUCAUCGGAAACCCAGAGGCUGCGGAGAGCAAAACCGCGGCAGUCGUGAACAGCAUCAGGGAGGCUAUCCUGGAAGAACAGGAAAAGAAGAAAAGCAAAAAUCUGGCAGUGACCAUCUGCCUGAGGAUCAUUGCAAACAUCCUGGUUCUUCUCUCACUGGCUGGGAGCAUUUAUCUCAUCUACUUUGUGGUGGACCGGUCCCAGAAGCUGGAGCAAUCGAAGAAAGAACUGACCCUUUGGGAAAAGAAUGAGGUGAGUGUGGUGGUCUCUCUGGUCACCAUGUUGGCACCAUCUGUCUUUGACCUCAUUGCUGCCUUGGAAAUGUACCACCCGCGGACCACGCUGCGCUUCCAGUUGGCAAGGGUCCUUGUGCUGUAUUUGGGAAAUCUCUACAGUUUGAUCAUUGCCCUCCUGGACAAAGUAAACAGCAUGAGCAUUGAGGAAAUUAACACCAAAAAUAACAAAAGUCAUUGGAUAGAUUCCUUCUUCGUCACCAAGGCAGCCCCUGGAGAAGGGAAAUGGUCCACACCUUGGUCUGGAAUGGGGUUCAGGACAAACAGCACAUGGGUCUUGGAAGAUACCAGUAUCCCAACUUAUACCAUGCCACUCACCAAGGCCAACAAGACUACGCUCCACACUCUGAGCCCGCAAGGCCAGUGCUGGGAAACAUACGUUGGCCAGGAGAUGCUGAAGCUGUCCAUCAUUGAUAUGCUCUUCACAGUGGCAAGCAUCCUGCUCAUAGACUUCUUCCGAGGACUUUUUGUUCGCUACUUAAGUGAUUACUGGUGUUGGGACCUGGAAAGCAAGUUUCCUGAAUAUGGGGAAUUCAAAAUAGCUGAGAAUGUGCUACACUUAGUCUACAACCAAGGAAUGAUUUGGAUGGGAGCCUUCUUCUCCCCGUGUCUCCCAGCAUUCAAUGUUCUCAAGCUCAUUGGGCUCAUGUAUCUGAGGAGCUGGGCUGUGCUGACUUGCAACGUGCCCCACCAGCAGGUAUUCCGAGCCUCCAGAUCCAACAACUUCUAUUUGGCAAUGCUCCUGUUCAUGCUAUUCCUAUGUAUGCUGCCGACCAUUUUUGCUAUUGUCCGAUACAAGCCAUCUCUAAACUGCGGGCCAUUCAGCGGACAAGAGAAAAUUUAUGACAUCGUGUCAGAAACGAUUGAGAACGACUUCCCCGUGUGGUUUGGCUCUGUGGUUGGGUACAUCAGCAGCCCCAUAGUCAUCCUGCCAGCUGUGUUGCUUCUGUUCAUGCUCAUCUAUUACCUUCAGAGCAUCGCACGAUCACUGAAGCUCAGCAACCAUCAGCUCAGAAUGCAGAUCCAAAAAGCAAGAUCUGAAGACAAGAAAAAGGUUGCUCAAAUGGUGGAAGCUCGAAUCCAGACCAAGGAGGAAAGCACCAAGAAACUUCCAAAGGACAGUGACCUCGUCAGCCAGCUGUCCUCAGCACACAUGGCAACACCCCAAAACAAUGGCAACAUGGUCAGUUUUGACUCACUGAGCAGCAAGAGCAGCAGGAUAGAAACAAUUACCCAACCCAUGCUCCAGAGUCCUAGGAUGGAGCACAGGGGGCCCUGCUCACCUCUUCCUGACACCUCCCAGUCGAGGCCAGAGCACAAUUCUAACAGGUAUCAACAUGGUCUGUGUGCAAGCACAGGUGACCUUCACAAGAACAGAUCCUGCACACCUGUGACAUUGACAAGGCAUAUUGAAGAUGUUCACUCAGAACCUCUUUUCAGGAAAGACUUUAAACAAAUCAACACUCCUCUCCAUAGAUCUGGGGUCUCUGCCUUGGUGGCACAUGGUCACAGACCUCAUGCCCCAAGAUAUUAUAUCAUUAAUGAACGUGACUCUCACAAAAAAUCCCGUCCAGCUUUCUGUUCAGAGAGACAUUUCAAGAUAGAUGCUUCAGGUGACAUUGUGGAAAGGUACCCCAGGAACACGCAGCAUUACAUAUCCAGGGCCCCUCACCAGCCUUGCUCUCCACAGCUGAGUGAAGAAGAGGAGGAGAUGUUGAGGAGAGAGCUGGUCAAACAGUCCUUCCCACCUCACUCACUGACAGACCUUCAUCAGGCUCCUCACUUUUAUAUUGGUGAAAGGUCAGAAAGUGAGGCUCUAGAUCUUGCACACCAGGGAUGGAUGCACUACAGUUCUGAGAAUAAUGAUUUUGAGGGUCACCUUGACAGGCCUAUGUAUGUGCACAAAAAAACACGCUCCCGUCAUUUCCAAUACCCACAGCAUCUGCUGAAGCCCAGAGCCAAGCCCAAGUUUGAGCCAUCCUUCACAGAAUCUGAUUCUAUAUCAGCAGCCUCCAGUAGCGACCAGCAGAACAGCGGCACUGACCAAUACCUACAAGUAAUCCACAGCCAAGGCAAGUUCUCAAGAUCUUCUGGCCAAAUCGGCAAGAGAAAGGCCAAGUCCAGACAGGCACUGAUGACGGAUCUGAGUGAUCUAAUUUGUUCAAAUGUCUAGGCUUCCUCCAGUGACAUAUUCACACAGAUUGGCCCCCUUUUGAAGCACCGGGACUGCACCUGGUCUUACCACAUCUGGUGGGUAUUAGAAGGCUCCAUAGCAUAUUCAAGCACAUCUAUGGUUUCUGGUGGAGGCCUGGAGACUCACAGGGCUACAACCAUAUAGUCUAUAGUUAUCUAUACACGAGUGUGUGAUUUCCUGGAGUCUUUUCAGGCCAUCAUUUCAAGAAAAUGUGAGUCCUUUGCAUUUAUUCAGGGUGAUUGCAAAUCAUAAACUAGCCAGAUAUCUCAUUGCAACAGCAAAAGUCUCCAGAGAUUCUGUUCUUUCCUUUAGUGAUUUGAGUGAACUAUAUAUAUCGUGCCGUUUUCAGCAUACAAAUGCCAGUAAUAAGCACACAGAAAUUAGGUAGCUGCCCUUAAAGAUUUUACAAUGCCUAGCUUGUAGGAAUAAUCUGCCUAGUAAUAAUCCACUUCAUAAUGAUGACAGUAACAAAUUUAUCAAGAGCUUCUUUUACACCAUUUACUGGGCUGUAUGUCUGUAUUAAUUGUGACACUAUGGACUAAACAUAAGUCAAAGUUUAACCUAAGGAUUAUUGGUUCGUUUAACUGGAAAGGAUGGGGAUCAAAGCUCACUCAUAGGCGCAGUUGGAGCCAAGACAUCAAAGUUUUUCGAGAAGAUCUGUUUUUUCACCUCUCUGCUCUGUUGCUUUCUUGUUAGGGCUUGACAUAAGUGACUGCAUUUUUGAUUCUGACAGUUUUCACACUGCAGUAGCCAAUUAAGUGGCUUGAAAUGACCUCCUUUUCUCCCUGUGGUAAGUGGAAGAUGAAUUCAUAGCCAUAGAAAAUGCCAAGUUUGAAGCAUUGAGCCAUAUUUUGCUACCAAAAAAAACCCUCCCUACUUCACAAUUUUUUUACCUUUAUGGGCUGAUCCCUUUUAAUCCUUUGACAGGCAUUUUGCAGUGUUGGGCAGCAGUAUGUGUUCAGUUUGUCAUGUCAACCAGGAUUGUGCCCCUAUUUGUAUUUCCAUAUAAUUCUUUCCAUACUAAA